This is a messenger RNA of Bactrocera oleae (olive fruit fly), 776 nucleotides long. RefSeq lists its product as uncharacterized. The record is from RefSeq and is a predicted model, not a curated record. NCBI's taxonomy places the organism in Eukaryota, Metazoa, Arthropoda, Insecta, Diptera, Tephritidae.
GAGUGGAGAAGGUUGUUGAAUAAAUAGUAGCCAACUGUGGCAUAUGUGUAUGACCAGUGAAAAAUUUCCACAAAUCUGAGUAUCUUCAAAAUGCGUAAAUCUAUUUUAGUUUUAGGCCUCCUCUUCACUGCGAAUGGUCUGGUGCAAUCGAAUUGUCCAGGCGAGUGUCGAAUGAAUGAGUCGAGCAUAUCAGUUUGCAUUGUGCAAGAGGAUCCGGCACAGUGCAUAAAAAUCAAGGAAUGUACGCUAAAUGAGAUGAACUGUGCACGCUGGCGUCAAAAUAUACCACUGCUGAAGAGAUCGAAAAUCGAACGUUGCUCUCUUAUACGUGGCGCCACUGGCAGCACAAGAUGCACCACCAGCGAGAAUUGCCAUAAUAUUAAAUGUGACAAGGAUAAGGUGGUUCGCUGCCAACAGGCCGGCAAGCAGUGUCGCCUGUUAACGAACUGUGCAGCCCGAAAGCAAAACUGUUUUCGUGCACUGAAUAAUCAAAUGAAAAACAUUGCCAUGGCAAGAUGUAAGGGUUUCAAGUUAAGCGAUGGCUUUAAGCCGUGCAGACCACUGGGAAGGAAGAAGAAGCGAAGCGGAAUUGAAAAGUUAUUCCGGGGUUGAACGUCCGAGGUGUCAUCUGCCGAAUAUUCUUGUGUAAUAUGGCGGCUUAAAGAAAAAAUAUUCUGUGUUAUUGCAUUUAUAUAUAUAAUAUUUAGGCUUUGUACCAGCAAUAUUGUAAAAUUAAAAUACUAUACCAGAAAAUAGAAGAAUAUAAAAAAAAAUUA